AUGGCCGCUGUUCGCUUCCUUCUCUUACCUCUCUCCCUCCUCCUCGCUCUCUCUCUCUCUCCUCUUUCCCUCUCCGUUUCAGAAAACGAAGCCCUCCUCAAGCUCAAACAAUCAUUCACAGAUUCACAGUCUCUAUCAUCUUGGGUUCCGAAUCAGAACCCUUGUUCUUCUAGGUGGGUUGGAGUCAUCUGUUUCAACAACGUUAUCACAAGCCUUCACCUCGCCGACUUGGGUCUCUCUGGCAACAUUGAUAUCGAAGCUCUCAUGGAGAUUCGAACCUUGAGAACUAUCAGCUUCGUUAAUAACUCCUUCUCUGGUCCAAUGCCAGAAUUCAACAAACUCGGUGCUCUCAAGGCUAUUUAUUUAUCAACGAAUCAAUUUUCAGGUCCUAUUCCUCCAGAUUUCUUCUCCCAUUUAGCCUCAUUGAAGAAACUAUGGAUCUCCGGCAACAAAUUCUCCGGUGAAAUACCCGUUUCCUUAACGAAACUUCGGUUCCUGAGCGAAUUGCACCUCGAGGGAAACGAGUUUUCAGGGCCUGUACCAGAACUGACACAAGAUAUUAAAUCACUGGGCAUGUCGAACAACAAGUUACAAGGAGAAAUACCAAGUAGCAUGUCGAGAUUCGGUGCCAACUCAUUCUCCGGCAAUGAAGGACUUUGCGGGAAGCCUCUGGAUAAGGAGUGUGAUGGAUCUUUGCAGUUGCCGCCAACCGGUGGUGGUGGUGGUGAUGGACAACAAGGAUCAAGUUGGUUCGCGCAGGUUGUUAUGGUCCUUGUUCUUGCGGCUAUUGUGGGUGCGUUAUUCAUGUUCCUAAAGUCAAGGCGUGAUGCACGUGACGAUGACUUCAGCGUCGCGAGCAGAGACACUAACGUGGAUCAGGUGGUGGAAGUGCACGUGCCGAGCUCCAAACAUAGCAGCAGGGCAGCUUCGGAAACAAGCAGAAAGGAAUCGAAAAAAGCAUCGUCGAGGAGCGGCAUGGGUGACCUUCUAAUGGUGAAUGACGAAAAGGGUGUGUUUGGUUUGCCAGAUUUAAUGAAGGCUGCUGCUGAGGUUUUGGGAAAUGGUGGGUUGGGUUCUGCUUACAAAGCCGCCAUGGCCAAUGGCUUAUCUGUUGUCGUCAAACGUAUGCGAGAAAUGAAUAAUGUAAGCAGAGACAUAUUUGAUGCUGAGAUGAGACGCUUUGGAAGACUCAGAAACCGCAACAUUAUCACCCCUCUGGCUUAUCAUUACCGCAGGGAGGAGAAGUUAUUUAUCACAGAAUACAUGCCCAAAGGAAGCUUGUUAUAUGUUUUGCAUGGUGACAGAGGAACAAGUCAUGCUGAAUUGAAUUGGCCUACCCGAUUGAAGAUUGUGAAGGGAAUUGCAAGAGGGUUGGGGUUUCUUUAUUCUGAAUUUUCAUCCGAAGAACUGCCACAUGGGAACCUUAAAUCGAGCAAUGUUCUACUAACUGAUAAUUAUGAGCCUCUCCUUAGCGACUUUGCCUUUCAUCAACUCAUCAACCCCAACUAUGCCAUACAAACCAUGUUUGCCUAUAAAACUCCUGAUUUUACAGCAUACCAACAAGUUUCGCAGAAGACUGAUGUUUAUUGCCUUGGAAUUAUCAUUCUUGAAAUCAUUACAGGGAAAUUUCCUUCUCAGUAUCACAGUAAUGGCAAGGGUGGGACUGAUGUAGUGCAAUGGGUAUUCCAAGCAAUUUCAGAGAGAAGAGAGGCAGAAUUGAUUGAUCCAGAGUUGACAAGCAAUAGCAAUGGAAAUUCAGUGAAUCAAAUGCUGCAACUUCUCCAAAUUGGGGCUGCUUGCACGGAGGGCAACCCUGAACAACGACUUAACAUGAAGGAAGCCAUUAGGAGGAUAGAGGAGGUACAGGUUUAAACAUUAUGUCAAUAUGCUAGCUUAGUAAGUACAACUUGCUUUUGUAGGUGAGAAUCGCAGGCCUAGGAAAUAUUACAUUCAUUCAGAAUCUUGGUGCAACAACACACACAAGGCAAAUGAGAAAUUAUACAGA
This is a messenger RNA of Gastrolobium bilobum, 2005 nucleotides long. Its product is annotated as pollen receptor-like kinase 3. Bases 1 to 1872 code for a protein of 623 amino acids. The transcript is spliced from 2 exons. Gene Ontology annotation, biological process: protein phosphorylation. The record is from RefSeq and is a predicted model, not a curated record. Lineage: Eukaryota; Viridiplantae; Streptophyta; Magnoliopsida; Fabales; Fabaceae. Gene Ontology annotation, molecular function: protein binding; protein kinase activity; ATP binding.